Messenger RNA from Seriola aureovittata, 1560 nucleotides. Its product is annotated as green-sensitive opsin. Gene Ontology annotation, biological process: phototransduction; G protein-coupled receptor signaling pathway; visual perception. Gene Ontology annotation, molecular function: G protein-coupled receptor activity. NCBI's taxonomy places the organism in Eukaryota, Metazoa, Chordata, Actinopteri, Carangiformes, Carangidae. The transcript has 5 exons. Gene Ontology annotation, cellular component: membrane; photoreceptor outer segment. The record is from RefSeq and is a predicted model, not a curated record. Bases 1 to 1038 code for a protein of 345 amino acids.
AUGGAGAACGGCACAGAGGGCAAGAACUUCUACAUCCCCAUGAACAACAGGACGGGGCUUGUGAGGAGUCCUUUUCACUAUUCACAGUAUUAUUUGGCGGAUCCAUGGCAAUUCAAACUGCUUGCUCUUUACAUGUUCUUCCUGAUCUGCACCGGCUUCCCCAUCAAUGCUCUGACACUGUUGGUCACAGCUCAGAACAAGAAGCUACGGCAACCUCUCAACUUCAUCCUGGUCAACUUGGCUGUGGCUGGACUGAUCAUGGUCUGCUUUGGGUUCACAGUCGCCUUUUAUUCUUCCCUCAUGGGCUAUUUCUCCUUGGGACCAAUGGGUUGUGCUAUUGAAGGAUUCAUGGCUACACUUGGAGGUCAAGUGUCUCUGUGGUCUCUCGUGGUUCUAGCUAUUGAGAGAUACAUUGUGGUCUGCAAACCCAUGGGUAGCUUCAAAUUUACAGCCACCCACGCUUCAGUUGGCUGUGCAUUCACCUGGAUCAUGGCUUCCUCCUGUGCUGUUCCUCCUCUGGUCGGCUGGUCAAGGUACAUUCCUGAGGGUAUUCAGGUCUCCUGUGGACCUGACUACUACACUUUGGCUCCAGGCUACAAUAACGAAUCAUUCGUCAUGUACAUGUUUAGCUGCCACUUUUGUGUUCCCGUCUUCACCAUCUUCUUCACUUAUGGAAACUUAGUGUGCACAGUGAAAGCGGCUGCAGCCCAGCAACAGGACUCAGCAUCCACCCAGAAGGCUGAGAAGGAAGUGACACGCAUGUGCAUCCUGAUGGUGAUGGGCUUCCUCGUGGCCUGGACCCCAUACGCCAGCUUUGCUGCAUGGAUCUUCUUCAACAAGGGAGCUGCCUUCUCAGCUACAGCCAUGGCUAUCCCUGCCUUCUUCUCAAAGAGCUCAGCAUUGUUCAAUCCUGUGAUCUAUGUGUUGAUGAACAAACAGUUCCGUAACUGCAUGCUGACCACUGUUGGAAUGGGCGGUAUGGUGGAGGAUGAGACCUCAGUAUCAACCAGCAAGACAGAAGUGUCCUCUGUCUCUUAAGAAUAAUAACUACACUUCUUUGGACGUCCACCUUCCUGAUGUCUUCCGGAUUCUGAAUGGCUAUCUUGAAAUGGAAAUAAUAAGCAAAUGGAUACAGACAAAUGAGCUUUUCUGCAACAAAUGGACGGCUGAAUCUCGACAACGCUAAUGGAUUUUUCAAAUGGACUAAUAAUGAUUUCAAUACAGACGGUGGUGUCAUUUUGUUACUUUCAGUAGGGUCUCCAAGAAAUACUGCAGGUUCCUAAACAUCACCUACAAACCUUCACAUGCUGUACAGUGAUAUCUGACACCAGGUAUAGCAUGUGAAGCUUUCCUCUCACAGCAACAUUUCUUGUUGAACAUUAGUCAAAGUAAUUCUGCUAUUCAAUGAAUGGAAAUAUCAACAUAAAAAUCAUAAAAAUGUACCAGUGCUUAUUUUGUUCUGCUAUAUUGAAACUUUAUUUUUUGAAGGUCAGAACUGAUUUCCUUGGCCGAUUGUGUAUAUAUUUUAUAAAUACUUAUCACAUUUGAAAUGUAGGUAAA